Molecule: messenger RNA, 486 nt
Organism: Castor canadensis (American beaver)
Lineage: Eukaryota; Metazoa; Chordata; Mammalia; Rodentia; Castoridae
Source: RefSeq, a predicted model, not a curated record
AUGGAGCCUCCCAUGCCCAUUCUGUCCUACCCAAGUAUCAAGGAAGUCUAUCUUAUCUGCAAUACCAGCAACCUGGGUGUGGUGGCCCCUGUAGGCUACAAUGGACUCCUCAUCAUGAGCUGUACCUACUAUGCCUUCAAGACCCGCAAUGUGCCCGCCAACUUCAACGAGGCCAAAUAUAUCGCCUUCACCAUGUACACCACCUGCAUCAUCUGGUUAGCUUUCGUGCCCAUUUACUUUGGGAGCAACUACAAGAUCAUCACUACCUGCUUUGCAGUGAGCCUCAGUGUGACGGUGGCCCUGGGGUGCAUGUUCACUCCCAAGAUGUACAUCAUUAUCGCCAAGCCCGAGAGGAAUGUACGCAGUGCCUUCACCACCUCUGAUGUGGUCCGCAUGCAUGUGGGAGAUGGCAAGCUGCCCUGCCGCUCCAACGCUUUCCUCAAUAUUUUCCGAAGAAAGAAGCCAGGGGCAGGGAACGCCAAGUGA